UGUUUAUUUGUUUAUAUUGUAAUUGUUCUUUGGACUUUUCUCCCCAAUAAACAGUUUUAUUUAAUUUACAUUUUUAAAUUUUCUGAGCAUAAAAUGUGGACAAAAACAUCACGAGAGGACCUCCUUUAUAAUGAGAGGAAACAUGUAUCACACACAUACACACACACACACACACGCACACACACACACACACGACACACACAGACACACACAGACAAACAGACAAACACACAUGUCUCGGCCCCGCCUGGUGGACCUGGGGGCCUCCGGGCUCGUGGGGGGCCACGUGGCUCUGAAUUAACCCCCAGAGGCAGCGGCCCUCCAGCUAUGCGUCGGGUGGAUGCCGCGCGCGCCGCCUCGCCGCGCCCGGGUUAAUAUUAGGCGCGCGUGGUGGUCGAGCUAUUUCCGAAGGGGGCGUGUCGGCCGCGCUCAUUGGGCCCGGUUCAUCCCGGAGUGCGCGUGCAGCCGAGUGGGAGGAGAACGAUAUCAAAAAUACCCCCCCGGUGUCCGGCGGGUAUAAAUAGCCCCGAAGUGUCCAGAGCGCGCGGAGCUGCGCGGAGCUACAGCCGGGCACGAGCACGGGAUUAGAACCGACAACUCACACCGCAGACCCGCUUCCACCGAGACCUUUUCCCGAGGAGAGACUCUCCGUGGACCGGAAGAGCCAGAGCAGCCGAACCAACCGGAGGAGAUGCGUUCCGCCGCGUGCUUCGCGCUGUCGCUGCUGUGCGUAACGAGCGCGGCGGCGCGGUCCGCCCCGCUGGAGGCGCAGGACGUGGUCCCGGUCCGGGUGGACCGGAGGCCCGGCGGCCGCUUCUGGAAGCGCAGCGAGGAGCAGCCGAGCUUCACCCUGAGCGCGUUCGGCCGGGACCUGACCCUGAACCUCACCCCGGACACCGGCUUCCUGGCGCCGGCCUUCACGGUGCAGCGCGUCCGGGCCGGAGACGCGGCUCCCGGCGCCCGGCCGGAGGAGCGCGAGCCGCGGCUGCGGGGCUGCUUCUACUCCGGGAGCGUGGACCGCGACGAGAGCUCCGUGGUGGCCGUCAGCCUGUGCUCCGGGAUCCUCGGGACCUUCAUCACGGAGGGGCGGGAGUACUUCAUCGAGCCCAAGCGGCGCGGCGGCCGCGGGCCGGACUCCGCGGAGCAGCCGCACGUCAUCAAGAGGAAGAGCUUCACCGGGACCCGCGGCCCCCCCCUCCGGUUUGACUACACGGCGGCGGCGGCGGCGCAAGAGGAGCAUACCGGGGGCCGCUUUACGCACGGGGCGCGUGACGCGCAGAGGGAACCUCGCCGGAGACGGUUCGUGUCCGAGCCCCGGUUCAUCGAGACGCUGGUGGUGGUGGACUCCAACAUGACCCAUUUCUAUGGAGACGAGAUACAGCACUACGUCCUGACCCUGAUGUCCAUGGCCGCCCAGCUCUACCGACACCCCAGCAUCAAGAACUCGGUGAGCGUGGUGGUGGUGAGGCUGCUGCUGCUGGAGGAUGAGGGGGCGGGGCCUCAGGCCUCCAGCAACGGGGGCGUGGCCUUGAGGAGCUUCUGCUCCUGGCAGCAGCUCCUCAACACGCCGAGCGCCCGGCACCCCGAGCACCACGACACGGCGCUGCUGUUCACCCGCCAGGACCUCUGCGGUCAGAAGAGCUGCGACACGCUGGGCGUCGCCGACGUCGGGACGAUGUGCGACCCCAAGAGGAGCUGCUCGGUCAUCGAGGACAGCGGCCUGCAGGCGGCCUUCACCGUCGCCCACGAGCUCGGUCAUGUGCUCAGCAUGCCUCACGACGACUCCAAGACCUGCGCGAGGCUGUUUGGAGACCUGGGCGGACGCCACCUGAUGGCGCCGCUGUUCCUCAGCCUCAACCAGACGGCGCCGUGGUCGCCCUGCAGCGCGCUGUACGUCACCGAGUUCUUCGACAAUGGACACGGGGACUGCCUGCUGGACGCCCCGGACAGCAGCCUGCCGCUGCCGGGGGAGCUGCCGGGCACCCAGUACAGCCUGGACCAGCAGUGCCAGCAGAUGUUCGGGGAGGAGUUCGUCCAAUGCCCCGACCCCUCGGACGGCGACGUCUGCAGCCAGCUGUGGUGUCGGGAGGACGGGACGCCGCAGUGCUCCACCAGGAACGGCAGCCUGCCCUGGGCCGACGGCACGCCCUGCAGCCGCAACGGGAGCUGCCUCCACGGGGCGUGCAGGCCGACCCAGGAGGUGAUGCAGCCGCUGGUGGCUGUGGACGGCGGUUGGAGCUCGUGGGGGCCGUGGCAGAGCUGCUCCAGAACAUGUGGAGGCGGGGUGGAGUUCUCCUACAGGGAGUGCACCGACCCCGGGCCUCUGAACGGAGGGAGGUACUGCGAGGGACAGCGGGUCCAGUACCAGUCCUGCAACACGCAGCCCUGUGAGGACAACGACGGAAAGAGCUUCAGGCAGGAGCAGUGUGAGAAGUACAACAGCCUCAGCUACCUGGACCUCAAGCGGAACAUGAAACAGUGGAUCCCAAAGUACGCCGGCGUGUCGCCCAGAGACCGCUGCAAGCUGUUCUGCAGGGCCAGAGGCAGCAGCGAGUUCAAGGUGUUUGAAUCCAAGGUGACCGACGGGACGACCUGUGGGCUCGACACCACGUCGGUGUGCGUCCAGGGCCAGUGUGUGAAGGCCGGCUGCGACCAGGCCAUCGGCUCCGGCAAGAGGGUGGAUAAGUGUGGCGAGUGUGGAGGAAGUGGGCUCAGCUGCAGGAAGAUCACGGGCUCCUACAACAAAGCAACUUUCGGAUACAGCGACAUCGUCACGAUCCCUGUCGGCGCCACGAACGUUGACGUCAAACAGCGAAGCCACCGGGGGAUCAAACACGACGGGAACUACCUGGCCGUCAAGAGAGGGAGCGGCGGCUACAUCCUCAACGGAAACUUCUCCGUGUCCAUGAUGGAGCAGGACAUCCCGGUGCUGGGCGCCGUGCUGAAGUACAGCGGCUCCUCCACCACGCUGGAGAGGAUCCAGAGCUUCAGGCGGCUGCGGGAGGUCAUCACCAUCCAGCUGCUCGCCACCGCCGGGGACGCCAACCCCCCCAAGGUCAAAUACACCUUCUUCCUCCCCAGAGACGUGGCCUUCAACAAGUCCAAGGAGAGGAAGGGCUCGUCGGCGUCCUCGCACGUGAUCCGGCCGUUCGGCGGGCCGGACUGGGCGCUGGGCGAGUGGUCCCAGUGCUCCAAGAGCUGCGGCUCCGGCUGGUCCAGGAGGAACGUCGAAUGCCGAGACGUUGCGGGCUUCCUGUCCGGCCGGUGUGACUGGGCCCUGAAGCCCGUGGACAUCCGGCCCUGCGGGGAUGCGCCGUGCCCGAUGUGGCAGAUGGGGCCGUGGUCCGCCUGCUCGCAGACCUGCGGCCAUGGCGAGCGCCGCCGCAGCGUCUUCUGCACCGACUACACGGGGAAGAGCGUCGAACCAGAGAAGUGCAACGCCAACAAGAUCCCAGCGCCGGUCUCCGUAGAAUGUCUCCACCAAGAAUGCUCUUGAGAGGACUAGUUGGUCCAAUGGAUGGACCGCUGGGCACAGGCCACAGAGUCAGGGGCCGAGACGAGAAGAUGACCCCAAAGAGACAUCAAGAGACACAACACAACCACAAAGAGACACAACACAUCGAGUCUCAUCGAGUCCCAUCGAGUCUUGUUGAGUCUCAUCGAGUCCCAUCAAGUCCCGUCAAGUCUCAUCGAGUCUUCUUCUCCCCGUUGACCACUCUGGAGAUCUGAAACCAUGGAAUCUACCUCAGGAGGACAGGCGGUGCUUCAUGUACAGGUGUACAGGUGAAGCGUCUGUUCCCACUUCAACCAGAAACUCUCUCAUGGUGAUACUCUGUGACCCCCCACGGUGUAAAUAUUCCUCUCGUUGGCUCAAACCCACAUGAAGCUUUUUGUCCGAAAUAUUAUUAAUAUUCUGACCAUAAUUUGGAUUAUUGAAGGUAAUCCAGUCGUAGCCGAGACGUCGAAGCAGAUUGACGAACAUAUUAUUUAUAGACCUUGACAGAAUGAAUUAUGUGAGAUUAUGACUGCAGUUUCAUUUUAAGGUGUUUCAGGCGCAUUAUAAAGCAGUUAUGACCUUGGAGGUGUUGUUUCUAAGUUAAGUGAUAAUAUUAUCUAUCGUGUAUAUGGAAAACUAAAUAACAUUAAUUGUAUUAGUUUCCAGACUUUUAUUUUGUUAACGUAAAAAUAAGCUCACAGUUGAUUUCAGACUCUUGUUGUUUUGUAUAUUUGAUUUCUUCAUUUCUGUUGUUAGUUCACACGAUUGUUACCGUGAUGGAACCCAGAGGCGGAGCCCAUAUCCCUUCAGUGAAGGACCAUGCUAUGUUAUGAUUGCUUCCUUUUUAAGCUAUUUAUUUUUGUAAUAUUUUUACCCUGGAUUGUAAAUAACGUGGCAGACGCUGCUGUCUUUGUGAUGUUUGGUCAAAUAAACACAUUUAUGUUGAGAGAA
Molecule: messenger RNA, 4447 nt
Organism: Pseudoliparis swirei
Lineage: Eukaryota; Metazoa; Chordata; Actinopteri; Perciformes; Liparidae
Product: A disintegrin and metalloproteinase with thrombospondin motifs 8-like
Exons: 9
Coding region: 692-3496 (934 amino acids)
Biological process (GO): proteolysis; extracellular matrix organization
Molecular function (GO): zinc ion binding; metalloendopeptidase activity
Source: RefSeq, a predicted model, not a curated record